AUGGCGGGAGGCUUUGGGGUGUCGUCCGGAGGCGGAGAAUUUGAAGCCAAGAUCACGCCUCUGGUUGUCAUUUCUUGCAUAAUGGCAGCUAGUGGUGGACUAAUGUUUGGUUACGAUGUUGGAAUUUCAGGUGGUGUUACAUCAAUGCCCGACUUUCUGAAGAAAUUCUUCCCAGUUGUAUACAAGAAGACACAAAGUCCAGGACUUGAGAGUAACUACUGCAAAUACGAUAAUCAAGGGCUACAACUAUUCACAUCAUCGUUGUACCUUGCGGCUUUAUUAGCAACAUUUGUUGCAUCAUACACAACCAAAAUGCUAGGCCGAAAGCUAACCAUGUUGAUUGCUGGGAUAUUCUUUUGCGUUGGAACAGUUUUUAAUGCUGCAGCUCAUAACCUUGCGAUGCUCAUUAUUGGAAGGAUCUUACUUGGUUGUGGUGUUGGAUUUGCAAAUCAGGCGAUUCCACUUUUCCUAUCUGAGGUUGCACCAACAAGAAUUCGUGGAGCACUUAACAUACUCUUCCAGCUCAAUAUUACGAUUGGAAUUCUGGUUGCAAACCUUAUCAAUUAUGGAACAUCCAAACUAACUGACGGAACGGGAUGGAGAAUAUCACUAGGUUUGGCUGGCGUUCCCGCAGUUCUACUAACUGUGGGGUCUCUUAUUGUGGUAGACACCCCUAAUAGUUUGAUCCAAAGAGGUAAGUUGGAGGAAGGCAAAGCAGUUCUUAGAAAGAUCCGAGGCAUUGAGAAUGUGGAUCCAGAAUUCUUAGAGAUAGUUGAGGCAAGUCGUGUGGCUGCGGAAGUGAAGGAUCCCUUCAGGAAUCUUUUUAACCGUAGGAACAGGCCUUCGCUGAUCAUUGCAAUAUUGAUGCAGGUUUUCCAACAAUUCACUGGAAUUAAUGCAAUCAUGUUUUAUGCUCCAGUCUUGUUCCAAACCUUGGGAUUUAAGAGUGACGCCUCUCUCUAUUCAGCUGUCAUAACAGGACUUGUCAAUGUCCUCUCAACUGUCGUGUCAAUCGUCAUUGUCGACAAAGCUGGUCGCCGAAUGCUCUUGCUAGAAGCUGGUGUUCAAAUGUUCCUCUCGCAAAUGGGAGUUGCCGUGAUUAUGGGAUGGAAAGUUAAGGAUACAACUAACAACCUCGGACAUGGCUUGGGAAUACUUGUGGUGAUUUUGAUCUGCAGCUUUGUGGCAUCGUUUGCAUGGUCUUGGGGACCUCUAGGUUGGUUGAUCCCUAGUGAGACGUUUGCCCUAGAGGCUCGUUCUGCUGGACAAAGUGUUGCUGUGUUUACAAACAUGCUCUUCACAUUUGUUAUAGCACAGGCUUUCCUCUCGAUGCUUUGCCACAUGAGGUACGGCAUAUUCUACUUCUUCUCAGCCUGGGUUCUUCUCAUGACACUCUUUACAUUAUUCUUAAUUCCGGAGACCAAGAAUGUUCCUAUUGAAGAGAUGACUGACAGAGUAUGGAGGAAGCACUGGUUCUGGAAGAGAUUUAUGGAUGAGUGGGAUAUGGAUGCACCCAAGGGCCAUGCUUGA
This is a messenger RNA of Argentina anserina (silverweed cinquefoil), 1530 nucleotides long. RefSeq names its product sugar transport protein MST4-like. Gene Ontology annotation, cellular component: membrane. The record is from RefSeq and is a predicted model, not a curated record. Gene Ontology annotation, molecular function: monosaccharide transmembrane transporter activity. Bases 1 to 1530 code for a protein of 509 amino acids. Lineage: Eukaryota; Viridiplantae; Streptophyta; Magnoliopsida; Rosales; Rosaceae. The transcript has 5 exons. Gene Ontology annotation, biological process: monosaccharide transmembrane transport.